Messenger RNA from Trichobilharzia szidati, 1262 nucleotides. The record is from the annotation of a GenBank genome assembly. Lineage: Eukaryota; Metazoa; Platyhelminthes; Trematoda; Strigeidida; Schistosomatidae.
GAAAAACCUCUGAAUACAUCUGAGACUAUCAAUGUUAAGGCGCAGUUUCCAAAGUCUAAUCAAGGUCAUGAGCUCUUUUGACCUGCACAGUCCUACACUUCAAGAUGUGUCACUUGCACUUAGAGAUAACUUGAAAAGCUGUUUUGAGAAUGUACAAUGUUCAGUUGUUGAAUGUCCAGACCUCACGAGUUCUCCUUAUAAUCUGACAUUGAAAGGACUAAACGGUAAGGGAACCAUUUGCGACGUAGGGAGUUUUGACUAUCUGUUGCCAGUCCCGAAGAAGGAUAGACAUUAUGAUCUGUUAGAUGUAUUUAAAGCGUCAAACGUGAAUUCCGGAGUAGCGAUUGGUGCUGCUGCUGGACCUUUCUUUCUGACGGGCUCAAACUCUGAGAUGGUUAUCAAUAUGGCUUCUUCAAAUGGUACGGUUACAAAUAAUGGAUCGUUAUUAGGAUCAUAUGAUAAAACGAAUAAUAAACCUCUGUUGACAAAAGCUGAUAACAGUAAAUUCGCUUUGCUAGGCCAAAUGUUUCUAUGCGAAGGGAAACCUGGACCGGUCAUUGAACUGAUUGUUUCUGGUCGACUUAAAGACGGGAAAUUCGAUGCAAUGAUUCGUGAAGCUUUACAUGCUAGAUAUAGUAAUGCAAAGAAUCCUGUUGGUUUGGGUGGAGUUAUUGUACAAGAGAAAGGCAAAUCAUUUUAUCAUGUCCUUCCGGAAUUCGCUCAGGAACCUCUUGACUCAGGGGAUAAAGUUCGUAAUUGGAUUAAAAUGUUUGAAAUGGAUUCUCCUGUCAUCUCAGUUGGCAUAGCAGUAUCACAUGAUCCGCAUCAACUUGGUCUACGAUUAGAGCACUUUCAUUGUUUCAAUCAAGAUCAGACCAAUUGUGGUCAUUGUCAUUUUGAUACACACGGUCCAACGGUCGCCUAUCGGGCAUAUUUUGCCUUAGCUGAGAAAUUAAUACGGAUAGAUCAACCGAAGAGAGGAUGUUAGAUGGAGUGGAAGUGUCUAGUUUUGUGUUUUUAUACAGGUAUAAAUAUAUAUAUGUUGUGUGCAAUUGGACAACAGGUGUAUGUAUUUGUGUACACCCUACUGUGAUCGAUCUCUUGAUCUGGAUAAUUUAGUGUUUUGAUCGCCUUUUUCUCUUUUUUUUACUUGAUCCUAGUUUCUUUCUUAAAUGAUAAUCAAUAUUUGUUCUAGUGAUGUGUAUGGAAUUAGUUUAUGUACUUGCUUAUUUACGUAUGACAAAUGAAUAUUUAUUAAAAAA